This is a messenger RNA of Naegleria fowleri, 1041 nucleotides long. RefSeq lists its product as uncharacterized. Gene Ontology annotation, molecular function: lipid binding. NCBI's taxonomy places the organism in Eukaryota, Heterolobosea, Eutetramitea, Acrasida, Naegleriidae. The transcript is spliced from 2 exons. Bases 1 to 1041 code for a protein of 346 amino acids. The record is from RefSeq and is a predicted model, not a curated record.
AUGACUGGGACAAGCUCAACUCAUUCCGCAAAUCAUAAUCAACAUCCUCAUGUUCAUGGAACAUCAAAUUCACUCGAGGAGGAAAUGUAUGCCAUGAUCAAAAGAUUUAUGUCCGAAUUUAAGAGAAUUGAAAAUUAUUUGAGUUUGAAUUUAAAAGAUUCUCAAUUUCAAGAAUUUGUGGAAUGGAGUGAAUUUAAAAAUUUGGUUCAGACGAAGGGAAUUGCAUUCCUAAAUUCGAUCGCAGAGUUGAAACCAUUUAGUCACACGAGUUUUGUGGAAUCUCUCACUGAAAUGAAUAUUCCUAGAAUCACUGUCAAGCAAUGCAAAUUAAUCAAAAAUAUGAUGUUGAAGAAUAACAGUUUGUGGAAUACGCUUCUAUCAAAAUCAAACUACACAGUGAGUUUAUCAAACAAUCAAUAUCUACUUGGCAAUGAGGCAACAUCCUCAAAUAAUGGUGGAGUUCAAUUUUUUAAAUAUGACAUUGUCUUUCCCUAUCCAAAGAGUGCUGUCAUUAACACCCUUCUAAGCACGAAAAUGCGUUUCAAGUUUGACAAGAACACCAAAGUGCUCUCAAAAAUUGAUUACCAACAAAGACAAGAUGAAGAACAUUUAGCGACAUGUAUCACACAGGAAGUGUAUGCAUUUCCUUUUCCUUUUCAGGCAAGAGAAUUUGUUCUUGCAUGCUCAAUGGUGAAUGACAGCACUGAUCAGUGCACCAUGUUAUGUGUGAGAUCAUGUGAAAGUGACAAGGCAGCCCCAUUGAAAAGAACUGUAUUUGCAGUGAAUAUUGGAGGAUGGAUAUUUCAAGAUUUACCUGGAUCACAAUGCAGAUUUAUACAAUUUGUAGGCGCUGAAUUUAAAGGCAUACUUCCAAAAUCACUUGUCACAAAAAGUGUUUCAAAAAGAGCUAGAUAUUAUUAUGCUGAUACCUUAAAACUGUUUGAGGCGAAUAGCAAAGAGGGAUUUCCAGAACCUACCGACGAUCCGAUAUUUGAGAGUUUUAUGAACACUCUCAAAGAAAACGGAACUAUUGCUUUGUAG